This is a messenger RNA of Centruroides sculpturatus (bark scorpion), 381 nucleotides long. RefSeq lists its product as uncharacterized. The coding region runs from base 1 to 381 and encodes 126 amino acids. The transcript has a single exon. The record is from RefSeq and is a predicted model, not a curated record. NCBI's taxonomy places the organism in Eukaryota, Metazoa, Arthropoda, Arachnida, Scorpiones, Buthidae.
AUGUCGAACGACGAUAACGGAAGUAUGGCGAUCUCCUUGCCAGAAAUCGCCCGCGUGGCUAUAAGAACCCGACCGUUCUGGAAGGCUAAUCCGACACUUUGGUUCGCCCAAAUAGAGGCCCAAUUCGCAAACGCUAAUAUAACAGCCGACGAGAGGAAAUUCAAUAAUGUUAUUGCGGCCAAGGAGAGCGAAAUCCUCGCCCAAGUAAGCGACAUAGUCGUCCAACAUCCAGACAAAGAUAAAUAUCUCACGCUUAAACGCCGAUUAAUUGACCAGUUCGCGGAUUCAGAACAACAACGGCUACGACUAUUGCUGCAAGACAUCGAGCUAGGUCAUAAUGCGAAAAAGCAACGGCGACUGGAGGCCCUGCAGAGAUUAUAG